AUUCCCAUUAGAGAUAAUUUAAUAUCAUCAUCUAUAAACAAAUUUUUUUUGUUUUAAUAAAAGGAAAAAUGCUGGUGAAUACUAUUACAAUUCGAAAAACAAAUAUUAAAUUGCUCUUGAUGCGUUUUCGACACAAAAUUAACAAUCAGAGUGAGGAACCGGAUGAAAAUACAAAAGUUGCGCAGGGGCUUAUGAAUUAUUUAAAUAGUAACAAGGAAUAUAAUGAUGUUGUACCACACUUACCAAGAAUGCUUUUAAAAAAGUAUAAAACGCCUGAAACUAUGUAUUUAAUAAACCGGAAAACUGCAAAAGAUAUCUCAACCAUUAUUACAAGGAAUUUUGAAAAGGGAGCACCAAUAGUUGAAGUGAAUCCUGGACUAGGAUUUCUUACUGAAGAAAUUCUCAGGAAUCAAAAUAACCCUGUAUAUCUGUAUGAGAGUACUAAAUUCUUUCAAAAGUCAUUACAAGAAUUACAUGAGAAAUAUCCUAACAGAAUCAUAUACAAAAUAGCAGAUUUUUUUGGAAUGUGGAAGCUUGCAUUUCAGGAUAAAAUUGACCAAGGAAAUCGAAUAAAAGACCUAUUAGGAGACCUAGCUACAGACAAAAUAGGUAGAAAGUUGCAAAUAGUUGGAGCUACACCUGGAUUAUCAUUUGUGAAACAUCUUAUUAAUACAAUUGUUUUUCACAAUAUAACAAAUCAACUUGGUAGACCAGACUUAUUUAUUAUAUUACCAACACAUCAUUAUGAGUUUCUUACAGAUUUGAAUGUCCAGCAUGGCAAACAUAAGUCAGUGCCAUCAUUAUUUCAAUCUCUUUUCCAAUAUAAGGUCCUUCAGAAAGUACCAAAAGCACAUUUUUUGCCUUGGACUUUUCCACCAUCUAAAAAAACCUCAGUGAUAGAUGAGCAUUUUUUGUAUUUAGUCAAUAUAACUCAGAAGGAAACUCUGCCAUGCCAUCCAGCCUACUUACCAUUACUGUGGUAUUUCUUUAAACCCCAAACUUUUUCCAAAUCAACAAGAGUAAUUCCUAUGCUAGAACAAUGGAUUCCGGGAUGUGGUGUGUGGCUGAUCACAGGACAGGACCCGCCUGAUGUCAACAAAGAAGUGGCGCCAGAUGAGACAGAUGCUCCCCUCCCACAUAUGACUAUCUUCACUGAAUUUGGGGACCUGACCUUACAACAAAAAAUAACUGUAUUUAAGCGGUUUGUAUCGUGGCCGGAGUUUGAACAUUGUCCAUUUCGAGCAACUGUCGAGAACAGUCUACCGAAGUUUGCAUCUCAUUUAGUUAGCGAAGGUGACCCUGACCCACACCUCGACGACUUAGAACACUCCGAUUCAGAAAGUGAAUUAGAAAAUAUGUAAAUGAUGUACCGGAAGUAUUAAAUGAGGGAUUGUGUUGCUAUAAGAAUAGAAUUAAAUUUAUCAUUUGAUAUGUACCUAAUGUAUUAAUAUAAAGGGUGCUGUAUAACAACGUAAGUUGGACCGCCUCUAUAUACGAGGCAUGCCUUUUAAGUUUUGUCGUUUGCAGAAAAAAACUCAACUAGAACCUUAUAGUACUUUUUAUUGUUUUUCAAAGUAUUCACCACGUAGCUUAUCCUUUGCAGAGUUUUCUUACACCAUCUGAAGCGGGCCGCCUUGUGAUCGUCGGAAAGCAGAUGCGGUAUCCAACGGCAAACUAGCUUUCUCACACUAAGCGUUUCAUGCAAGAUCUUCUGAAUGGUUGUCCCUGAGAUGCCUAAUAGAGCCUCUAUCUCUCGAUACGUCACAUGACAAUCUUCGAGAAUUAGUUGUCUCACAGCAAUGAUGUUUUCUUCAGUGAAGGCGGAUUUUGGGCGCCCUUCGCUAGAUUGGUCACUAACACUAGUAUGUCCAGGCUGGAAUUCUAAAUACCAGCGUUCGACAGUCCGCAGACAUAGGGCUUCAUCACUGAACACAGAUAUUAGCUCUUCAAAACACUGAAGCCGUGUCAGGCCUCUUCUAAAGUUGUAGAAAAUUAUUGCACGAACGUUUUCCUUAGAAAGAUUCAUUUUCGUACGUAACUUGACAGAUUCAAAUCGACGCUGUGACUAAACAAUAGCAUUAAUCCUAAUACUUUUAACUAUUUUGAGAUUCAAAAUGUAAACACAUUCGAAUAUAGUACAGGUCCAAAUUCAAAGUUGCCGGGAAAUAUGGAAACGACAGAACUUAAAAGGCAUGCCUCGUACAGGAUUGUUGUGAGGGCCGGCGGGAUCUCCGUCAGGGCUGCGGAAAUAAAUAAUUUUCUUGUA
Molecule: messenger RNA, 2266 nt
Organism: Pieris napi
Lineage: Eukaryota; Metazoa; Arthropoda; Insecta; Lepidoptera; Pieridae
Gene: mtTFB2
Product: dimethyladenosine transferase 2, mitochondrial
Exons: 8
Coding region: 69-1361 (430 amino acids)
Biological process (GO): rRNA methylation; transcription initiation at mitochondrial promoter
Cellular component (GO): mitochondrial matrix
Molecular function (GO): rRNA (adenine-N6,N6-)-dimethyltransferase activity; mitochondrial transcription factor activity
Source: RefSeq, a predicted model, not a curated record